AUGCUGUUCAAACAGCAGGCACUGCUGAGACAGAAGCUCCUGGUUCUGGGCAGCCUGGCUAUUGGAAGUGUCCUCUAUCUUGUAUCCAGAGUUAGGACUUUGGACAGGUUUCAGCCCAUUUGCCCUAUUGAGAGCAGAUUUCUCUCCAAUGAGCUGGAACAAAUUCCCCUCCGCACCUUGCAUUUUAAGCGUGAACUACUUCACGAACUCCAUAAGGGCAAUGCAACCAAAGAACAAAUCCACCUGCGCAACCUGGUCCAACAGCUGCCGCGGGCCAUCAUCAUCGGUGUGCGUAAAGGAGGCACCCGAGCUCUGUUGGAAAUGCUUAACCUGCAUCCAGCGGUGAUCAAGGCCUCGCAGGAGAUCCACUUCUUUGACAAUGACAGAAACUAUGCCCGGGGCAUCAAUUGGUACAGGGAGAAAAUGCCCUUCUCCUUCCCGUAUCAGAUCACCAUUGAGAAGAGCCCUGCCUACUUUGUUACAGAGGAGGUUCCUGAACGCAUCUUCAAAAUGAAUUCAUCCGUUAAGCUGUUGAUCAUUGUCCGAGAUCCAACAACUAGAGCCAUAUCUGACUACACUCAGGUUCUAGAGGGGAAGGAGCGCAAAAACAAAACUUAUCACAAGUUUGAACAACUGGCCAUUGAUGCCAGCACAUGUGAAGUGAACACAAAGUAUAAAGCUGUCCGGACCAGCACCUAUGUAAAACACCUGGAGCGCUGGCUGAAGUAUUUUCCUGUGGAGCAGUUUCAUAUUGUAGAUGGAGAUCGCCUCAUCACCAACCCUCUGCUGGAACUGCAGCUUGUUGAACACUUCUUAAACCUACCAUCCAGAAUUAAUCAGUAUAACUUGUACUUCAAUGCCACUCGGGGAUUUUACUGUUUACGAUUUAACAUUGUCUCUAACAAGUGCCUGGCAGGCAGCAAAGGCCGCACUCAUCCGGAUGUGGACCAGUCAGUGAUGACAAAACUACAAAGCUUCUUUCGCCCCUUCAAUCAGAAGUUUUACCAGAUAACUGGAAGGACAUUUAACUGGUCAUGA
This is a messenger RNA of Nematolebias whitei (Rio pearlfish), 1038 nucleotides long. RefSeq names its product heparan sulfate glucosamine 3-O-sulfotransferase 5-like. Gene Ontology annotation, molecular function: [heparan sulfate]-glucosamine 3-sulfotransferase activity. Bases 1 to 1038 code for a protein of 345 amino acids. The transcript is spliced from 2 exons. The record is from RefSeq and is a predicted model, not a curated record. NCBI's taxonomy places the organism in Eukaryota, Metazoa, Chordata, Actinopteri, Cyprinodontiformes, Rivulidae.